AGGGCGACAUUACACAAUUUUGUCCAGGCAUAAAUAAAUACAUAGGAGAACACUUGUUGUUUGCAUAAGUGGAGGUGGUCAAGAUGCGUACCGUGGUGAAGGUCGAUGUGACCAAGAGGGCAACGGAAGAGAAGCGUCCAAUUUUUCAUAAUCGUUGGCAUCCAGACAUCCCGGCCAUUGCGACGGUGAAGAGUGGCGAAAUGUUUAAAGUUGAAUGCUUUGAUUUCACGGGGGGCCAAAUGCUGAAUGACGACACAGUCGACGAUAUUUUAAACGUUGACCUGUCCGUGACGCACAUCUUGUCCGGCCCCAUCGCAGUCGAGGCGGAAGCUGGAGAUGCUGUGAAAGUGGAAAUCUUGGAUGUGCAGCCAUUUGAGGAGAAGAAUUGGGGGUACACGUGCAUCAUGGAUUUGGAACAUGGUGGGGGUGGCUUCAUGGAAGAUAUUAUGAAGGGACCGUGUAAAGCAAUUUGGGAUUUUGAAGGGAUUUAUGCAUCAAGUCGACACAUUCCUUGAGUCAGGUUUGCAGGAAUGAUCCACCCAGGAAUUGUUGGCACUGCUCCGUCCGCUGAACUCUUGGCAGAUUGGAAUCGUCGUGAACGUGAAUUGAUUUCUACGGCGCCCAAUCGUAAUCCCCCAUUUGCAUACCCGCCCCUAGUUAAGGGGACCAUGGCUGGUCAGGCGGAGGGAGUGUUGGCCAAGAAGAUUGCGGAAGAAGGGGCACGAUCCAUCCCUUCAAGGGAGCAUGGAGGAAAUUGCGAUAUCAAGAAUUUAACGAGAGGUUCGACCAUCUGGCUUCCGGUGUAUGUCAAAGAAGCCAAUUUGUCCUUUGGAGACAUUCAUUUCUCCCAGGCUGAUGGAGAAAUUGCAUUUUGCGGAGCCAUCGAGACCAUGGGUGUCGUCACGACCAGGGUUACCGUUGUGAAGGGGGGCGUUCAAAAGAUGGCGCUUAAAAAUCCUCUCUUCCUCACCAGCCCGGUGGAACCACGGUACUGGCGUUACCUCACUUUUGAGGGGAUUUCCGUCGACGAGAGUGGAAAACAGCAUUUCCUCGACCCUGCAGUUUCCUUUAGAAAUGCCGUCCUCAAUGCGAUGGCUUAUCUGCAAAAACUUGGAUAUUCUAAAGAACAGGCUUAUCUGAUCCUUACUGCUGCACCGAACGAGAGCAGGAUUAACAACAUAGUCGAUGUCCCGAAUUCCUGCGUGUCCAUCGCCAUUCCAACCGAUAUUUUCAGUUUCGACAUCACUCCUUCCGCCGAGGGACCGCAGAUGGCUCCAAGGGGAAAAUUAGCGCCAUGCGUGGGGGGCAAAAAAUAAUAAUCAAAAAAUCAAAAUCAGCAUUGAGUUUAAAAUUCACUGCCAAAGUGUGUCAACCAAUUUUAUAGUUGGAAUGUACGCAUGUAAAUAUUUAGAAAGUGAUUAAACUGAAAAAUUUCAAGAAAUUUGCAUCCAUUUGGCUCCAUUGAACUAAACUUCUAAGAAGGUUUUCAUGAAUGGCGGGCUACCGAUAAAUUUAUACAAUUAAUUCUAACUCAAGGAAUGUAUAUAUACCGUUAGAUCCAUGUAUUUAAAUAAUUCAAUAGAUUCUGAAUGAAUAAAAUGCUAAGCACGUUUCCAUGCACAAAUUGA
Messenger RNA from Folsomia candida, 1628 nucleotides. Its product is annotated as formamidase-like. The record is from RefSeq and is a predicted model, not a curated record. Gene Ontology annotation, molecular function: hydrolase activity, acting on carbon-nitrogen (but not peptide) bonds, in linear amides. Lineage: Eukaryota; Metazoa; Arthropoda; Collembola; Entomobryomorpha; Isotomidae.